This is a messenger RNA of Nematolebias whitei (Rio pearlfish), 3054 nucleotides long. RefSeq lists its product as uncharacterized. The record is from RefSeq and is a predicted model, not a curated record. Gene Ontology annotation, biological process: DNA integration. Gene Ontology annotation, molecular function: RNA-DNA hybrid ribonuclease activity; nucleic acid binding. NCBI's taxonomy places the organism in Eukaryota, Metazoa, Chordata, Actinopteri, Cyprinodontiformes, Rivulidae.
AUGAGGAGGCAGUUUCCUCUGGAACAGUCGCUCUGCAACAGUGGUCGGAAACUACAGGCCGGAGGGCCAGAGGGGGACAUCCGGCGAGCUGCAGAGGCAGGUAUCGCUGAAACAAUCCAGGGUUUAAAAGAAAGCGGCGUCCUUGAACCCUCCUACGCAGAGUGGAACACACCUAUUCUACCUGUACAAAAACCAGGUACAGACAAAUACUGUAUGGCACACGAUCUGAGGGCCAUCAAUAAAUUAUUGAUCACUCAGACCGUGCUGGUUCCAAACCCAUACGUGGCGUUGAAUAAUCUGACACCAAAACAUGAAUGGUUUAGCUGCCUAGACCUUGCAAACGCAUUUUUCUGUCUUCCUUUGGCUGAAGACUGCAGGGACAUUUUUUCAUUCACCUUUCGUGGUGAACAGUUACGAUACACAAGACUACCUCAAGGGUUUGCGCUGUCGCUAGGCAUCUUCAAUCAAGUGUUAAAACAAGUUUUGCGCGAGGUAAUGCGCCCAGAAGAAAUAGUACUUGUUCAAUAUGUAGACGAUCUGCUCAUAGCUAGUCCCACUGUACAAGAUUCAUUAGAAGCUACUAAAAAGGUUUUAGAACACCUACAUGCAGCAGGUUUUAAGGUCAGUAAAAACAAACUACAGGUGACUAGGCGUCAAGUGUCUUUUUUGGGGAGAAUGAUCUCGCAGAAAGGGGCGGGACUCUCAUUCACACAUAACACAAUUUUACAUCAUCCAAAACCGCAGACAGUUAAAGAAAUGCUCUCAUUCCUAGGACUGACGGGGUACAGCAGAAAUUACAUUCAAAAUUAUGCAGGCCAAACCCAGAUGUUACGCGCUUUAGUUAAAGAACAGGGCAUGAGAUGCCCCACUGCCAGACUGGUUUGGAAUGAGGAUGCUGAGAGGGUUUUCAUUGAAGUGAAACAACAGAUGAGUAGGGCUACAGAGUUAGCUCUGCCAGACUAUGGUCGACCCUUCCAUCUGGAUGUUUCUGAAACAGAAGGGGUGAUUAACGGUGUUCUGUUUCAGAAACAUGAGGGAGAAAGGAAAGUUUUGAUGUAUGUCAGCUGUUUAUUGGACAACACAGAAAGGAGACAUCCCCCGUGCACGCAACACGCAGCAGGAGUGGCUAAGCUAGUUCAAAAGACAGCUCACUUGGUGAUGGGACACACACUGCAUGUUUUGACAUCUCGUAGUGUGGUUGCCUUUGUAAAUUCACAUAACUUCACCAUGUCACCAUUAAGACAACAUAGAAUAAACAAGGUCCUGGAAGCACCUAACUUGUUAUUCACACAUGAGGGAAUUAACAUGGCAGACAGGAUAGGAGGAGGUGAACCACACAUCAUUGAGAGAAGAGUGGAAGUUGAUGACAGAGUCAGGCCAGACUUAAAAGCUACACCUCUUGGAGAGGGACAGGUGAUGUUUUGUGAUGGAAGCUGUUUCAGGGCACAGGAUAGACAGCUCAGUGCAGGCUUUGCGGUUGUGCUUGAGACAGACCAGGGUUAUCACACUGUAGUGAGCGAGAGAUUACAGGGUUCUCAGUCGGCGCAGAGAGCAGAAGUGAGAGCCUUAAUUUCAGCACUAAAGUGGGCGGAAAGCAAGAAAGUGACUAUCUUCACAGACUCAGUGUAUGCUUUUGGUGCAGCGCAUGUUGAACUGGUGCAGUGGAGGAGAGGAGGUUUUCGUACAGCUAACGGUAAACCUAUUAAACAUGAGGCAGACAUGAGAGAAUUAGAAACAGCCCUGAUGUUACCAGCAAAAGUUGCCAUUGUGAAAUGUCGAGGUCAUGAUUCAGAUUCAUCAAACAUAGCAAAAGGAAACUGUCAAGCUGAUUUAGAGGCAAAAAAGGCCUCAGGAUUUAUCAACUGGAGUCAGAUGGUGAUGACAGCACCAGAAGAAGAGGAGGUGAUCAGAUGGGAUGAGGAAUCCAUCGCCUGUUGCCAACAAGGUGCAGCUCCAGAAGAAAAGGCGGUGGGGAGUGAAAGAGGAGCUGAAAAUAGACCAGAUGGAUUGUGGAUAAACCCUGAAGAUGGAAGAUGGGUACUUCCUCUGAGUCUGAAGAGGAGAAUUUUCGAGGAGGCACACGGACUGGCUCAUGUAGGGGUACACCAGAUGAAAAGGAAUGUCCUCAACUGGUGGCACCCGUAUAUGAACUCUUUGAUCAGAGCAUUUGUGAAAGAAUGCAUGUUAUGCAAUUUGUAUAACUCCAAGCCAACCUUUAAACCAUGGGAACAAGGGAAGUUUCCUACGGAAAAGACACCGGGUCAUGAGGUAAUAAUUGAUUACACUGAUAUGAUUCAACCAGUACGAGGUUUCAGAUACCUAUUGGUUUGCGUCGACGCAUUCACCGGAUGGCCAGAAGCCUGGCCCGCUAAAAAGGAGGAUAGUCAAACUGUAAUCAAGUGUUUAAUAAAUCAUUACAUCCCCAUACAUGGGUUCCCUACUGUAAUUAGGUCCGAUAAUGGAACUCAUUUCAAAAAUGCAGAUCUACAGAAGGUUGAAAAGGCCUUGGGUUUGAAGCAUGCUUUUGGUACAGUUUACCACCCCCAAUCGCAAGGGAAGGUGGAACGAUUGAAUGGAAACCUGAAACAAAAAUUAUCAAAAAUCUGUGCACAGACAAAUUCCAAUUGGCUGGACGCGUUACCUAUCGCCCUUAUGGUGGUAAGAGCUUCUGUUAACAGGGGUACAGGUUUCACCCCUUAUGGACUGACCACAGGAAGGUCGUUCCCAGGGCCCCAGCAAAAUAUUGAGUGGCCCUCAGAACAGAUAUCUAAAAUGACACACAAAAUGUACUUUGAUACACUAAAAGGUAUGUUGUCCAGUUUUCAUCUACAGAUUCCUGAACCCAGUACUCCGGACGGAGUAAGCCCCACGUGCCCACUCUCAGAUUGGGUACUGCUGAGAGUCACUAAACGAAAGUGGGCGGAGCCAAGGUGGACGGGCCCAUAUGAAGUGAUGGAACGCACAGCAUACGCAGUACGUUUGAGAGGUAAAGGAUCCACUUGGUUUCAUGUCAGCCAGUGUGCACCUGCGGGCGAACCACAACGAUCGCUGUAG